Messenger RNA from Aspergillus welwitschiae, 1280 nucleotides. Its product is annotated as AHA1 family protein. The transcript is spliced from 4 exons. NCBI's taxonomy places the organism in Eukaryota, Fungi, Ascomycota, Eurotiomycetes, Eurotiales, Aspergillaceae. The coding region runs from base 104 to 1174 and encodes 356 amino acids. The record is from RefSeq and is a predicted model, not a curated record. Gene Ontology annotation, cellular component: cytosol. Gene Ontology annotation, molecular function: ATPase activator activity; protein-folding chaperone binding. Gene Ontology annotation, biological process: protein folding; positive regulation of ATP-dependent activity.
UAAGCAAAUUGACCCACUAGCGAAGUUCAGCCCCGCAAUAGAGCAGCUUUUCUUUCCAUCGAGAUCGUUAGACCAAUUGAUAAUAAAAUAAACUACCACCAUCAUGGUUCUUCACAACCCCAACAACUGGCACUGGGUGAACAAGGAUGCCUCCGGCUGGGCCAAGGACUACCUUAAGGAGAACCUCUCCGUCCUCUCCGUGGAGGAGAACGGAGUCUCUGCCAAGAUCUCCAACCUGCUGAGCAUGGAUGGCGAUGUAGACGUCAGUCAGAGAAAGGGCAAGGUCAUCACCUUGUUCGAUGUCAAAGUACAACUCGAGUAUGAAGGUAAGACUACGGACGACGAGUCCGUUAGUGGAAAGAUUUCCAUCCCCGAGGUUGCCCAUGACACCGAGGAAGAUGAGUACGUCUUCGAGAUUGAGAACUACUCGGAUUCUCCUUCCAAGCAGGCCGUGAAGGAUCUGGUUCGCUCCAAGCUCGUUCCUCAGCUCAGACAGGCUUUGGCCAAGCUUGGUCCCGCCCUCAUUGCUGAACACGGCAAGGACCUUCAACACGCUCCUGGUGUCAACCCUUCCAGCGGGUUCGCUGCUCCCAAGUACCACCCUCAGACUUCCAAGAAGGAAUCCUCUGCUCCUACGACCACCACCACUACUACCGCGGAGAAGGUUUCGGUCAACACUACCACCGUGACCGCCUCGGACGAGUUCCGCACCACGGCUGAGGAGCUGUACAACACAUUCACCGACCCCCAGCGCAUUGCUGCUUUCACUCGCGGCCCCCCUCGCCAGUUUGAGGGCGCUCAGGUGGGCGGAAAGUUCGCCAUCUUCGACGGCAACGUCACCGGCGAGUACAUCAAGCUCGAGGCCCCUACCUUGAUCCAGCAGAAGUGGCGUCUGGCCCAGUGGCCCGCCGGUCACUUCAGCACGCUGGAGAUCAAGUUCGACCAGAACGAUGUCGACGGCGUCACUCAGAUGCGCGUGACCUGGACCGGCGUUCCUGUCGGCCAGGAGGAUGUCACCAAGCAGAACUGGGAUGUGUACUACGUCCGCAGCAUCAAGCAGACUUUCGGAUCUUCUUAUUCUUGGAGACAGUUGCUGAUGGUUGUUUUUCUUCUUCUUGGUAUAGGUUUGGCACUAUUCUCUGAGCGCAUCCGCGAAACCAUGACCAUAUCAUGAUCUAAAUUCAGCACUUGGGGGGUAUGAGGGCGACAAAGGAUCCUGUUUGCAUCCACGCGUCCUGUAGAAGACGGGGGUAGCGAACUGCUUUUUGGAUUCGUACAAA